Symbiodinium pilosum is the source of this 1950-nucleotide messenger RNA. Lineage: Eukaryota; Dinophyceae; Suessiales; Symbiodiniaceae. The record is from the annotation of a GenBank genome assembly.
AUGUCGGCAUCUCCGCACUCCCCCAGUAACCGCCGCUUGGAUAAGCGCGCGCGUUCCAACGAGCCAGCCGGGGUGGUUGAUAGUGCCACAGCAACUCAGACACCUCGUGAAAUACCACCGGCUCCCGAUUCGCAAAUCCGGCACCGAACCAUUGCUUCUCGAAGUAGUGCUCCCAUGUCGUUCGAUCGUCACGCUUACGCGCCUGCUGCGCCAAUGCGGCCGUUUCGGACAUAUCAACCGGCGGAAACUGACCGCGUGGCCGAUGACAAUCGCCUGCUGCACACCAAGGUGACUGAGCACCCGGGUCGCAUCAGAGGCAACGUCACCAAGAGUGAAUUCUCCUUCGAAUUGCGUUCCGCCAGCAUUGCGUUGGUCGAAGCGAAUGACUCGGCCAAUGGUCGCAAGAUUCUCGGCCAGCAGCCCCCAGAACUCCAGCGGCAGAGUUGCGCCAUUAAACAGCAGAAAGUCAUAAGUGCCACCGCCAAUCACGUCAUAUCUGAUGGUCACCGUAUCGUUAACUUUGAUUUCCAUGCGCAUCAGCGUGACUCAGAGAAUAUCGCCUGGAGCGAGAGAUUUUUGCAGGACGGCGCCACAGUCAUCUGCGCGGACAUUGACGAAGCAGGUUUGCAGGAAAUGCAGCAACGUGGUGCGCUCAUCUUCUCCACCGAUGUGUCGAUUGAACGAAACGUCGAGGCACUUGUUAAGUUUGCGAUCCAAGAAACCGGCAGGAUCGACGUUCUCUUUAACAACGCCGGAUUUGGUACCAACCGACCCUUUGCAGAAGUUAAGAAGAACGAGUUCGAGCGGCACAUUGCCGUCCACCUUUUCGGUACCGUCUAUGGUAUGCGCUAUGCGCUCCCAUACAUGCUGGCCGCAGGAUACGGACGUAUCAUUAACACGGUUUCACGAGCAGCAGAGAUCUGCGGCCCCAGAAAUGCUGCUUAUUCGGCCGCGAAAGCAGGUAUCUGGUCGACCACGCGCUCGGUUCAGCAAGAGUACAAGGACGUCGACAUCCUGAUCAACAUGCUCAUUCCCGGGCCAACCAAUACCGCCAUCUGGGGACGACCAAUGCCUCAAAUGCAAUCGCCGGAGGUGACAUACCCGACUGCAAAGAUGCUCGCCACCCUGCCAGCCGAUGGGCCACGAGGAAAAGCAAUGUCUGUGAUGCAAAGACUUAACGAUCGUCCAGUAAUCGUAACUGGAGGCGGUAGCGGUAUUGGUAAAGGCACCUGCAGGCGUCUCGCCGAGGAGGGCGCGAAAAUUGGUAUUCUUGAUCGACGCUUUGAACUCGCACAAUCUGUGGCGCAGGAAAUUCAAGCCAGCGGGGGAGAGGCGAUUGCUGUUGCAUGCGACGUCACCCGCGAAGACCAGGUCAAAUCGGCUGUAAACCAGGUCGCGUCACACUAUGGUGGUCUCUACGGCAUGGUUGCAAAUGCAGGCACAUCGGGCGUUGGAUGGAUUCACGAAACAACCCUGGCAGACUGGCAGUUUGUAUUAGACGUCAACCUGAACGGCGCCUUCCUUGCCGCCAAAUACGCCAUUCCGCACAUGAUUGCUGGUGGCCGCGGUAGCUAUGUGGUCACAUCUUCGAUUGCAGGAUCGGUUAUCGGACCCGCCGGCUCCAAUGCAUCUUAUGCAGUUUCGAAGGCCGCUGUGAUUCAAUUGGCUAAACAAAUCGCCGUGGAUUAUGGCCCGCAGGGAAUUCGCGCCAAUGCGAUACAGCCCUCUGGCGUUGCUGAAAGCAACCUCAGCGCUCAUGCCCGCGAGGAUCGGGAGGCACAGACAACACCUGCGGCAGUACUUCCGCGUGGCCGGCCUUAUCAGCCAAUCUCCCGCCAGGGAGACCCAUAUGCAGACUACGGCGCCACGAUUGCGUUCCUGCUGUCCGAUGACUCCGGCUUCAUUACCGGCACGUCGAUUCUCAUAGAUGGGGGGCUGACUGCGACCUGA